UCACUGUCUAAAUUUGUCAUAUAUUGUGUGGUCUUUGUGAUCACUGACAGGAAGCUGGUGGCCCUGUCAAAAUAUACUGCUGAUGUAGUGAAGAAACUCUCUUCUAGGUCAUUCUGAGAAAGAAACAAUUCUACCUCAGAAACAAGGACAACUGCUCUUUUACACACACACAGAAAAAAGGACUGUCAAACCCAUAGCCAAAAUGAGAGAUCUAUUCAUCUUCACAUUGAUGUAGACCAACAGAUGUAGGGAUUGAUAGAGCUGAAGUGUGAAAAAUACAGAGGCACCAGGAAAACAAAGAGCAAAAUCUCUCCCUGUGUGUUGUGCCAGCUCAUUUUCCCCUCAACAGAAACACACAUGAUGACCAUGAGUGGCUGAGAGAGAAUUGUUCUCAACGGGUUUCUCAGUGUCUCCACAUCCUGUCAUUACUGACAGUGAGAGAGAGAGAGAGAAAGACAGAGUGAGAGAGAGAGAGAGAGAGAGAGAAACUUUGCAUUAUUUGCGAACUGAGCCAAUGGCCAGCCAAUCAGAAUCUUAAGAGCCGGUCUGUGAGUGGGUGGAAAGGAGUAGACAUCACACCCUCAAACUUUUUUUAGCCUGUGGAGUCACCUUGAUUUUGAUCACACACGCAAAUAUCUUCACACACACACACACACUUUCAGUCUUAUGAGACCAGUCACUAUGAGUGCUACCAUGGGAUGCUCAUACCCGCCAGUGUUUGUCAUGGAUGCUGGUGGCAGGCAGUACUUACAGCCCGUCAGCAGGGCAGACCCAGCCUUGGUGCCUUGCUGGAACUUUCCACCUGCCCGUUCCCACUCCAGAAGAGGAAGCUGUGGAGGUCUUAAUGCAGCUGUGGCCUCCGUCCUGGUCAUGGUGUUGUUGCUAGUGUUUGCUGCACUGGGAUUUGGAGCCUACCAGAUAUUUCAGCUCCAGAAUGAGGUUUUACAGCUGAAACAGUAUGUGUGUGUGUUUGAGCUGAUUCUGAUCUGGUGCUUAUUCUCUCAACAGGAAAAUGCACAAAAUAAGUCUCCAGAAAAGCUUAUCGACCUGAGGAGGCCUGAUGCAGAGAGAGCACAGCGAGGGCAGGUUGCAGCACAUCUGAUUGGUGGAAGAGGGAAGUCGGGAGACUCCUUGGUUUGGGGUCCCAGGGUAGGCCGUGCGUUCACCAGUGGCGUUGUGUAUCGUAACAAUGGUCUGCUGGUGAAUGAGACUGGUCUGUACUUUGUCUACUCUCGGGUGGAGUUUCUAGAUAAUCACUGCAGUCCGAGGGACCACUUGGUGCACAGCGUGCACAUGCGGCGUACAGACGGACACCCUCUCACGCUAAUGGAGGACCACCGCGAGGGCUUCUGUGUGGUGGGUAAGGAGCAGGUGUGGACAUCUGGCAGCGGCCUGGGCUCCGUGCAAAAGCUUCAGAAGCACGACUUUGUCUAUGUGAGCGUGUCCGACCCCGCCAAGCUGAGCCACAACUUUCAGAGCAAUUACUUUGGCCUGUAUAAGAUUGACUGAAUGGACACACCUUCCUUCGGUUUCCCCUCAGCUACUGCCACGAGAACCUUUAGGAGUCCUGGUGAAAAAACCACAAGCGGCAAUAAGAAUGUUCAAGUAUGAGUAUCGAGAAAGAAUUUUUACACGUUACCUCAGUUCACUGUUAUUUGAACAUAUUAAAAUGUACGUUACAUUGCUUUUAACGCUGCAA
Messenger RNA from Chanos chanos (milkfish), 1699 nucleotides. It is a transcript of the gene faslg, whose product is annotated as Fas ligand (TNF superfamily, member 6). Gene Ontology annotation, biological process: positive regulation of canonical NF-kappaB signal transduction; extrinsic apoptotic signaling pathway via death domain receptors; immune response. Bases 667 to 1509 code for a protein of 280 amino acids. Gene Ontology annotation, molecular function: tumor necrosis factor receptor binding. Lineage: Eukaryota; Metazoa; Chordata; Actinopteri; Gonorynchiformes; Chanidae. Gene Ontology annotation, cellular component: membrane. The transcript is spliced from 4 exons. The record is from RefSeq and is a predicted model, not a curated record.